Molecule: messenger RNA, 1005 nt
Organism: Daldinia vernicosa
Lineage: Eukaryota; Fungi; Ascomycota; Sordariomycetes; Xylariales; Hypoxylaceae
Product: regucalcin
Exons: 2
Coding region: 1-1005 (334 amino acids)
Biological process (GO): L-ascorbic acid biosynthetic process
Molecular function (GO): calcium ion binding; gluconolactonase activity
Source: RefSeq, a predicted model, not a curated record
AUGUCCGCCGCCGCCGCCGCCGCCGAAGCCAAGCCACAGCUACAACAAUGGCACGUCACGGAGCCGUACUUACACCUCCGGUGCGGACUAGGCGAAGGCCCGUACUACGAGGAGCCGACUCACAGCCUACGGUUCGUCGACAUCAAGAAGAAGCGGGUGCACGCCGUGGACCUAGCUAAGAUCCCGUACCCGAACCCGAACCCCGACGUGGAUCCGAGUUCGGCCCCCGCCGGCGUCGAGACCAUCCAGCUCGACGUCCCCGUAACCGUCACGGCGGACAUCGAGGGCGUCGACCCGCGCGAGCGCAUCCUCGUCGGCGUCAAAUACGGCCUCGCGGUGCUGGACCGCCGCACUGGCACCUACGAGUACGUCACGCGGUUCGGCGCCGGCAAGGACAACGAGCGCCUGCGCAGCAACGACGGCGCUGUCGAUCCUCACGGACGCUUUUGGCUCGGCACCAUGUCCGAUUUCGGCUACGACUUGCAGCCCGAAGGCUCCGUGUUCCUCUUCGACGGCACGCGCUCGGCGCGGUCCAUGCGGCACCCCGUCACCAUCCCGAACUCGGUCGGCUGGUCCCCGGACGGCAAGACCUUGUACUUCACGCACUCGACCGAGCGCACCAUCCACGCGUACGACUACGACCGGAGCUCCGGCGAGGUAUCUCGCGAGCGCGCGUUUUACCUACACGACGGUCCCGGCGAGCCCGACGGCUUCCGUGUCGAUGUCGAGGGGAACUUAUGGCAGGCCGUGUACGGCGAGAGCCGCGUGCUGAAGAUCUCGCCCGAGGGAAAGCUCGUCGGCGAAAUUAGGCUGCCUACUAAGAACGUCACGUGUACCCAGUUCGUCGGCACGGAGCUGUUUAUCACGACGGCGGGAAUGCAGGAGGGCGAGGGGACUCCCGAGGAGGUUGAACUCAGCGGUGCGCUGUUCAGAGUUGACGUCGGUGUUAAGGGGGUGGACCCUUUCUUGUUCAAGCUGAGCAAGGUGGCGGAUCCGAAGUCUUGA